Molecule: messenger RNA, 3160 nt
Organism: Mesocricetus auratus (golden hamster)
Lineage: Eukaryota; Metazoa; Chordata; Mammalia; Rodentia; Cricetidae
Product: zinc finger protein 431
Exons: 4
Coding region: 783-2813 (676 amino acids)
Biological process (GO): regulation of DNA-templated transcription
Source: RefSeq, a predicted model, not a curated record
GGCCGGGCCGCACGUGACGUCACCACGCAGCGCGCUGCCGUCCCCAGCGUCUCCCGGACGCUGUGCCCUGGGCGCCGAGCGCUCAGCUCAGGAGCGCAUGCGUGGACUCGGUGCCGGGCGCAGAGUCCGCGUCGGGAGCGCUUUUGCUGCGGACGCCGGGGCGGCCACACUGCCCGGGCUCCCGGCCUCGGGUGUCAGAAUCCACUGCGCUGUUGUGACUUAGUCCCGAGUGUUCGCGUAGGGUCUGCUGAUCGCCUGAGUCUUCCUCGGACAGCGCGGUCUCAUUGCAGCAGUGUGGGACGUUUUGAAGUCGGAUGGUGUCACUGUGUGUGCUGUUACCUAAUCUGUGUUGAUCACUUUUCCAUUCGUGAUGACCUUUUGUCAUCAUUUUUCUGUUGUUGGUAGGAAAAACUGUUGGACUUUUCACUGGAGUGUUGCUGAAUCCAUAGCUCAUAUUCUAUACUAAAAUAAUAUUUAGGCUUCCUGUCUACAAUCAUGGAUUUUCUCUCCUUUUACCAAGUUUCUUGAGACCUUGAAUUACAAAGUUAUAGUUUUGGAUGCAGAUAUUUGUCACAUUUCUGUGUAUUUCUGACUCAUUUGUCUAUGGUGACCUAUAAGAAAUAUGAGAGUAUGUGUUUCUAUUUUUCCUAUAAUCGUAUUUUGCAUGUAUGAGUGUCUUGCCUGCAUAUGUGUAUGUUCACCACGUGUGUUUUGUGCCCACAGAAGACAGAAGGGGGCAUCUGAUCUCCUGCAUGAGACUCUAGGGGUGAUGGUGUGCCACCAUGUUAGUGCCGGGAAGAGAACCCAGGUCUUCUGCAAGAGCUGAUGUCUCUCCAUUCCUAAACGUGACAGAUUUUCAAAACUUUGUAUGUGUGCAUGCACAAGCACAUGCUGAAAAGACAAUGUUAAGAGAGGACGCAGUGACCUAUGAGGAUGUGCAUGUGAACUUUACUCAUGAAGAGUGGGCUUUGCUGGAUCCUUCCCAGAAGAGUCUCUACAAAGAUGUGAUGCUGGAGACCUAUUGGAACCUCACUUCUAUAGGUUACAAAUGGGAAGACGACAAUAUUGAAGAACAUAGUCAAAGUUCUAGAAGACAUGGAAGGCAUAUCAUUUGCCACUCUGGAUACAAGCCAUGUGAGUAUCUGGGAGAUGGAAAGAAUUAUACCUCUGUUUUUUCCAGAACAGUCAGAAGAUAUGUUGUAGUCCCCACAGUAAGCAGACAUGAUGACUGUGAUACCAGUUUGUGCUCUCACUUUGAAGAACAACCUUAUGAGAACAAGGAUGAUGGAAAUUCUUCUGUCUCUACUGGUUCACUUUGCACAAGUAGUGUGACUCACAGUAUAAGAAAAUGGUAUGCAUGCAAUCACUGUGCUGAAACUCUGAGUUCUUCCAGUUCUUUUCAAAGAUGUGAAAAAGCUCAUUUGGGAAGAGGAAGUGAUAAUCUUGAGUCUUGUAUUAAGGACUUUAGCUAUCACAGGUAUCUUCAAACACACAAAAUAACCAAUAAUGAAGAGGAUCUCUAUGAAUGUAAUCAACAUGAUGAAUCCUUUAAAUAUGAUUCCUUUUUUAAAGUACACCAAAGAACUCAUUUGGAAGAAAAACCCUAUGAAUAUAAUCAAAGUGAUGAAGUCUCUACAAGUCACAAUAUUUAUCAAGUACAUAGAACUCAUUCUGGAGUAAAAAAAUAUGAAUAUCACCAAUGCGAUAAAGCCUUUGCAACUCCCAGUUAUCUUCAAAUAUAUAAAAGAAUUCUUACUGGAGAGAAACCCUAUGAAUGUACUCAAUGUGAUAAAGCCUUUGCAUGUUCCAGUUAUCUUCAAAUACAUAAAAGAAGUCAUACUGGAGAGAAACCCUAUGAAUGUAAUCAAUGUGGUAAAGCCUUUACACAGAAGAGUCAUCUUCACCGGCAUGAAAGGAUUCAUACUGGAGAGAAACCCUAUGAAUGUAAUCAUUGUGGUAAAGCCUUUGCACACAAGUAUAAGCUUCUCAUUCAUGAAAGAAUUCAUACUGGAGAGAAACCCUAUGAAUGUAGUCAAUGUGGUAAAGCCUUUGCAGAGAAAUGCAAUCUUCUCAGUCAUGAAAGAAGUCAUACUGGAGAGAAACCCUAUCAGUGUAAUCAAUGUGGUAAAGCCUUUGCACAGAAGAGUGAUCUUCGCAGCCAUGAAAGAAUUCAUUCUGGAGAGAAACCCUAUAAAUGUAAUCAAUGCAGUAAAGCCUUUACACAAAAGGGUAAUCUUCGAAGUCAUGAAAGGAUUCAUACUGGAGAGAAACCCUAUGAAUGUACUCAGUGUGGUAAAACAUUUGCACAGAAGAGUAAUCUUCUCAGUCAUGAAAGAAGACAUAGUGGAGAGAAUCCCUAUCUAUGUAAUCAACAUGCUAAAUCCUUUGCACUGGAGGAGAAUUUUCUCAUCCAUAAAAGAAGCCAUACAGGAGAGAAAGCCUUUGAAUGUAAGCAAUGUGGUAAAGCCUUUGCAAAGAAGAGUCAUCUUCUUAUUCAUGAAAAAAUUCAUACUGGGGAGAAACCCUAUGAAUGUAAUCAGUGUGGUAAAGCCUUUGCAUGUAGCAGCAAUCGUCACAGGCAUGAAAGAUGUCAUACUGGAGAGAAACCCUAUGAAUGUAACCAGUGUGGUAAAGCUUUUGCACGUAAAGGUCAUCUUCGGAGUCAUGAAAGAUGUCAUACUAGACAGAAACCCUAUGGAUAUAAUCAGUGUGGCAGAGACUUUACAUGUAGCAGUCCCCUUCAAAUAAAAGAAAGAACUCAUAAUGGAGACAAACCCUAUGAAUGUAUUCAGUGUGAAAAAGACUUUGUAUAGAACAAUCAUCUUCACAAUCCUGAAAGAAAUCAUACUUGCAAAAACCCAAUGAAUGUAACCUGUGUGGUAAAGUCUUUCCAUGUUGCAUUGUCCUUCAAAAUCAUGAAAACUUUCACACUGGUGAGAAUCCCCAUGAACCUAAUAAGUGAGGUUAGGCCUUGCAGUCCACAUACAUUUUCCCAACCAAGCUAUCUCAUUGGUGCUUGAGUAAGGUUAAUAGAGCUACUCCUUAGUUAAAAUCUUGUCUCUUUUUCUAGUAAACAUUGUAGUUCAAGAGUAACAGAAAAACAUGAUAAUUUGAAUAAUAAAAUGUUUUGCGAAUAAAAGUAAUAUACUGUCAUCCAUUA